Coffea arabica (coffee) is the source of this 1494-nucleotide messenger RNA. RefSeq lists its product as uncharacterized. The record is from RefSeq and is a predicted model, not a curated record. Lineage: Eukaryota; Viridiplantae; Streptophyta; Magnoliopsida; Gentianales; Rubiaceae.
AUGGGGUUCAAUGACAAAUGGAGAAGCUGGAUCAUGGAGUGCAUUUCUACUGCUUAUUACUCCUUCCUGGUUAAUAGGGAAGUCAAGGAGUAUGUGGUGCCACAAAGGGGCAUUAGGCAGGAUGAUCCACUGUCACCUUACUUAUUUCUCCUAUGCUCGGAAGGCUUUUCCAAUCUCCUCCAAAAGGCUGUGACUGAGAAAAAAAUUGAAGGCAUGAGAAUCAGCAGGCAGGGACCAAGACUAUCCCAUUUAUUUUUUGCAGAUGACUCUUUGAUAUUUUGUAAAGCUGAUUCCCAGAAUGCAACAGAGCUCAAAAGGUUACUUAACAUAUAUGAAAGAGGAACAGGCCAGCUGAUUAACCUGGAAAAAUCCUCAGUCAUAUUCAGCAACAAUAUGCAUAUUCAACAGAGACUUAAAACUUGGAAAAAUAAACUUUUGAGUGCAGCAGGUAAGGAGAUUAUGCUCAAGUAUGUGGCAUUGGCACUGCCAACAUACACAAUGUCUUGCUUCAAGCUACUUAAAAAAUUGUGCAAGGAGAUUAACUCCACAAUGGACAACUAUUGGUGGGGUAAGGAGAAUGGGAAGAACAAGAUGCACUGGAAAGCUUGGAACAAGAUGUCACGGAACAAGAAGGCAGGUGGCUUGGGCUUCAAGGAUUUGGAGGCUUUCAAUCUAGCCUUAUUGGGAAAGCAGAUUUGGAGGCUGCUCACUCAACCAAAUUUGCUGGUCAGUAGAGUGCUAAAGUCCAGAUAUCACCCAAAGCAAUCUAUAUUCAAGAGUAAAGUUGCUGGGAAUGCUUCAUGGAUUUGGAAAGGACUGAUGCGAGCUAGGCUGAUGGUUGAAGAAGGGACUCGAAAAAGGAUUGGUAAUGGCAUGAGUACUAACAUUUGGGAGGACAACUGGAUUCCUAUGACACCAAUUGGAAGAGUGACAACACAGCAGCCACAAGGAGUUAAUUUGGUUAAGGUGACAGACUUGAUCGUCCAGAAAAGAUGGAACAAGAACCUUCUCUUUAGGAAUUUCACCCCCAUGGAGGUAGAAGGAAUACUAAGCAUCCCCGUAAGUUUAGUAGACAGAGAGGACAGCAACUUCUGGAUUCAUAAUUCAAAUGGGCAUUAUUCAGUGCCAUCAGCCUACAGGGUACAAACUGAAGGGCUGAAGGCUUACGAGCAGGAGUUUAGGGGGCUAGCUAGUACUAGCUGGAGUAUCCAAGAGUGUGUGAAGAAGACUGCGAAACAGUUGAACAUGCGUUACUUAACUGUAAUCAUGUUAAACUGGUGUGGAGAAUGGCGCCUAUCCAGUGGGAGGGAAUUACAAAUCUGCAAGAGCAGAAACGCGAAGGAAUUUGAAGGUAAGCAGCAUCCCCCACUACGAAUAGUGCUGAAAGCUCAGGAGGAAUGGUUGGAAUAUGGUGAAGCUACGGUCAUAGCUUUAAAGAUGAGUACAGAAGAAACAGGAGAUCAGCCGCAACACCCCAACAACAAGAAGAAAUAG